AAAUUCUCGAGAGCUCCGGUAUUGCGUGGCCGAACCCUGCCAUGUGGCGACGCGGCCCCUUCAACCCAACCAUGCCUGUUCCCUCGCAUCAAGGUGGGGUCGAAGCUCAUCUGCACUCUCCCCGCCGUGGAUCCGGUCUCGAUAGCAAUACUUCGUCUUCUUCUGGCUACGCUUCAGUAAUGCCCGGGAUGUCGAAUAUCCAAACAUCCAGCUUCUUGGGUACCAUGCCCAACACGCAAGCUUUCCUUCAGCGUGGAGGCAUGGGCGAAAUUAGCAGCACCAGCAGCAACUACACGAACCCACAAAACCACCUCGGCUCUGGUUCGACCUCGUACAUAGACUGGGCCAGUUCUAGCAAUAACUUCGGCUCCGUUGGUCAGAGCCAGAACCUUGAGACCGGCAAGUCCAAUCACAACGGUUCCACCAAACGAAGGGUGCACAGGGAUACAAGCAAGGUCUCUGGCACCGAUACCAGCAUGUCUGGAUACAACCGGCUCAGUUCAGGAAACGCUUCGCAGUAUAUAACUGACCUGCAACAUCUAAACUUUGCCUUUCCUGGUACCAGUGGCUCCGGAGAUGCCGACACUAGCACAGCAACGCUCAAGGUGGCUACUAACACGCCCACAACACUAGCGGGGCAGAGUUUCGUAGAUGAACUUCUUGCCGAAAGCAACAACCAUGGUACACCAGGACACAACUCAAGCGACUUGUUCUCACACUCCAAC
Pseudomassariella vexata is the source of this 725-nucleotide messenger RNA. RefSeq lists its product as uncharacterized. Lineage: Eukaryota; Fungi; Ascomycota; Sordariomycetes; Amphisphaeriales; Pseudomassariaceae. The record is from RefSeq and is a predicted model, not a curated record. The annotation marks the transcript as partial. The transcript is spliced from 2 exons.